AUGAUUGUUGCCAAGAAGCGCAGUUUUUUAAUGAAAUUGUUGAAAUUCGUCGGACGUGGAAGUGAGUUUAUUCAAUUUAAAAUGCAAUUUCAUUUAAAUGUUUCUCUUUUUGCAGAUCAAGUUCAAUCUUCCAAAUAUUGUUUGGCUCAAAUUUACGAGCAACGAAAAAAGCAAAGACAACGGUAAGUUAAUUUUUUUCCAAAAUUAUUGUCAUUUCCAAGUUUCUAUAUUUUUCAGAAGCUCAAUCAAUUCACAAUUCUCAAUUGAACCAAUGCCAACAAUUCUUGAAGAAGAUGAAUAUUCGUGCACCGCAUGA
Molecule: messenger RNA, 316 nt
Organism: Caenorhabditis angaria
Lineage: Eukaryota; Metazoa; Nematoda; Chromadorea; Rhabditida; Rhabditidae
Source: the annotation of a GenBank genome assembly